Saccostrea cuccullata (small rock oyster) is the source of this 1376-nucleotide messenger RNA. RefSeq lists its product as uncharacterized. The transcript has a single exon. Lineage: Eukaryota; Metazoa; Mollusca; Bivalvia; Ostreida; Ostreidae. The coding region runs from base 1 to 1305 and encodes 434 amino acids. The record is from RefSeq and is a predicted model, not a curated record.
AUGAGUCUCCAUCCGUUCAUCAUCUGUUUUGGAAUAAUUACUUGGGCGGCAGUAAAUGCUGUAGACCCAUCAACGAUUACUGACACCCUUAGUCUUGCUAACGACCUGGGAGGAUUCAUUGAAAGCCAAGACUUUUCAAAAACAGCAUCAAAGCUUAUUUCUUCCGUCAGCCCAUAUCUUGGUGUUAUCGGGUCCGUUUUAUCUUUUGCCUUCAGUUUUUUGCACACUGGUCCUUCUGCAGAACUUCUCGCUAUUCAGAAGCUCUAUAAAGAAGUUACUCUAAGAUUCGAUCGUAUAGAUCAUCAGUUUGCUACUAUUUCCCGCGAAAUCCACUGGGUAAAUAUCGAGACCCAUUAUGGUAGUUACGAAAGCACUAUUCAUGUAGUGGGAGAAAAAUAUAGAGCUAUGGCCGCAUCAACAAGUAAAACCGAGUACAACGCUAGGAAGGAAUUUUUCAUCAACAGCUACAAGCAAUAUGAUGAAGCUGGUGGUAAGAUUUACGAUGGCGUUAUGGGACAAAGUAACCUGUUUAACGGGCCAAUUUUCGACGAGGCGAUCAGGCAUUUAGAAUGGGAUCGAAAGAAAACACAACAAUUUAUGCUAGGCGUUACAAAAUUACUAAUUGAUGCAGCAGCAAUAGAAGUAGCAUAUUACGAACUUACAAAGCCGCAUUUGGCGUCCUUUAUUCAGCAUGACUGGAGAGUAAAGUUUGAACAUUUGAAAAAUACACUGACAACAGCAGACCAUAAGCUGAUGACGCAAUAUGGCAGUCAGUUAGCAACUGACGUAGACAAGUUCGUUGCAAACCACGCCCAUUCAAGCAAUUGUGACAUUACCAAUCCUCUACAGAGCCAGCUCUCACAUAAAUAUUACUGGCGUAACUGGCUUGUCGUUACCAGUGACCACAACACCGACCCUAAAAAGUACGUGGUUCAUGUUUGCCCAGGAAUUGGAGGAGUCAUUAACAACAACCAUGGAAAAAACGUUGUAGUAGCUAGUCUUGAUGCCCAUAAAUCUCAUCUAAGCACGACUCAGCAACACGUCAUCAACUACGUACACACGACACAUACAUAUCAUAUCAUGCAUGGUGGAAAACGAGAUGUCGAAAAACGUCUAACCGGUCAUCGCAGAAAUGAUGCCAAUGUAGCUUAUGGUUCGUUUCCAAACGAGGCCCGUACCUCUUGCCAUACCUAUGGUUCAGUAGGUGUAAUUGACCGCGGGCUUCAUACCUGUUUUAGGUCCCCUGCUGCUCACCUUUAUACACGUGAUGACGGUCAUUACUACAAAGUCUACGCUUUCGGAUAAAUUAUGAAUUAUAUAUAGUGAGAUAAUAUUAAAUUCAUGAUAAAAGUCACAUUCUCUCAAGAAGUUUAUUU